Molecule: messenger RNA, 2695 nt
Organism: Polypterus senegalus (gray bichir)
Lineage: Eukaryota; Metazoa; Chordata; Cladistia; Polypteriformes; Polypteridae
Product: gastrula zinc finger protein XlCGF52.1-like
Exons: 2
Coding region: 75-1358 (427 amino acids)
Biological process (GO): regulation of transcription by RNA polymerase II
Cellular component (GO): nucleus
Molecular function (GO): RNA polymerase II cis-regulatory region sequence-specific DNA binding; DNA-binding transcription factor activity, RNA polymerase II-specific
Source: RefSeq, a predicted model, not a curated record
GCUGUCCAUGUGAGAAGGGAAUCUGAGAAGAGAAGGGCAGACACUUAAAGAGAGAGAAGAGUUUCCCACAGAGCAUGACCUCUGCCAAAGAAGACGGGGUGAGUGAAAGAACGGUGGACAUUAAAGAAGAGGACUGUGAGCGGCUCACAUCAGAGGAUGUGUGUGUGAAGCUGGAGGAUCACGAAGAAAGAAUUUCAGUUUUUAAAGAGGAGGAGGAGUGCAAGUGGGUGACUGCUGCCAUUAAAGCUGAGGAUUUGAAUGAAUUCUCUGUUGGCCUUGAACUUCAAAAGCAUGAAACUGAGGAUAUUUUCAAACAGGAGGCCUGUGAAGAAUCUCCAUCCAGUUUACAGCCCUGGUCCACUAAUACAAGACGACUGGCUACACAGGAGAAUUCUGCAGAGCUGAAAUCAGAGUUAUCAGAGUCUGAAGAGAAAAUCACUGAGGGAAAUGGGAGAGAAGGAGAAGAGUCACCUGGGAGUGUUGGAAUAAAUUUUCAGAAGAUUGGCAGCUUCUCUCCACCCUCAUUUGGUGAACCCUCUCUUCAAUACAAUGAGAAAGGUAUGAAUAUUCACACUGGAGGAAAAACAUAUUGUUUACAUGAAUGUAGUAAGUCAUUCUCAAGGAAAAGCAGUCUUCAGAACCACAGAAGAAGCCACACAGGAGAAAAUCCUUAUUGUUGUCCUGAAUGUGGUAAGCAUUUCCCAGAGAUCAAGAAUUUUGAUAAACACAAAAAAAAUCACUCUGGAGAGCAGAAACCCCAUUGCUGUAAAGAAUGUGGUAAACAAUUUUCAUCACGAUGCCAUCUUGAGAACCACAGAAGAAUCCACACAGGAGAAAAACCUCAUUGCUGUCCAGAAUGUGGUAAGUUGUUCUCACGUAAAAGCAAUCUUCAGUGUCACAGAAGAAUCCAUACAGGAGAAAAACCUUAUUGUUGUCCAGAAUGUGGUAAGUCUUUCUCAAGAAGAAGCCAUCUUCAGAAGCACAGAACAAUCCACACAGGAGAAAAACCUCAUUGUUGUCCAGAAUGUGGUAAGUUGUUCUCAUGUAAAAGCUAUCUUCAGAGUCACAGAAGAAUCCACACAGGAGAAAAACCUUAUUGUUGUCCAGAAUGUGGCAAACAAUUUUCUGACAAACGCAGUUCUCAAAGGCACACACAAAUUCAUAAUGGAGGGAAGCCAUAUUGCUGUUCAAAAUGUGGAAAAAGGUUUUUCAACAUCAACUGUUUCCGAGUACACUCACAAACUCACAUGGAAGAGAAAAUGCAGUAUGUAUGUUCUAAAUGUGGUAAAUGUUAUGCAAGCAAGAACAGUCUUUAUAGACAUUCCAAAAUCCAUACUGGAGAAAAAUCUUUUUACUGAUCUGAAUGUGGGAAAAGAUUCUUAGAUUUAUGCUCACUUCAGUGCCACGACAGAACUCAUACUGGUCUGAAACCUUAUUGUUGUCCUGAAGGUUAUACGCAAUUCUCACAACAAAACACCCUAAAGAGUCAAUCUGACUUCACACCAGAGACAAACUUCACUUUUGCUUGGAAUGUGGCAAACAAUUCUCACCCCUUAGUUCUCUGUAUAAGCAUAGGAGAAGUCAUACUGGAGAUGAGCCUUACAGUUGUACUGAAUGUGGAGUGCAAUUCUCAUAUAACAGUUCUCUUCACAAUCAUAAAAUAAUUCAUUCUUGUAAGAAACAAAGCUGUUCUGAGUGUGGCAAGCUCUUCUCAGACAGCACGACUCUUAAAGAUCAUAUGGGAAUUCACUCUGGAGAAAAACCCUACUGCUAUCCAGAUUGUGUCAAAUGAUUUUCACUUCCAAGCACACUUUGGUGUCACAGAAGGAUCCACAUUGGAGAGAAGCAAUACACCUGUUCUGAAUGUGGAGAAGUGUACUCUUCCAGACAAAGUUUUCAGAGACAUACACAAAGUCAUAUUGGAGUAAAUCCUGUCCCAGAAAUAACUAAUGAUCUUUUUAAUGAUGUGUAUAUGUAUGUAUGUUUCUGCAUCACUUCCAAAUGGCUAUUUCAUGAAAAUUACUCUAGCCAUUUGGAAGUGAUGCAGAAACAUACAUACAUAUACACGUCAUAACCAAUGAGGAAGAUGUGUACCUAAUAAAAAUACUGUAGGGUGAAAUCAGCCCUAACCCACCCCCUUCUGGGUUGGGUGGGGGGUGAUCUUGCAGUCUAGUAUGCAUGUUAUCAUCCAGUUGACACUCGGAAUGAUCAACAGAAGAUGAACUGGAGGCGACUGACAGCAUUCUUUAAGUUUCAGUACCACCUCUUCCCCUGUUGCGUUUGAAAUUAAAUAGAGUUGGCCGGGUUGUCAUCCCAACUAUUUUUUGGACACAUUCUAUCUUUGUGACUUGAACAGGCAUAUAUAUAUAUAUCUUAUAUAUAAACAUCUUCGUAUAAAAGUGUGUGUGUCUGUCCGGCCUGGAAGUAAGACGUAGAGUCGGGAUAAGAUAAAUAGAUACUUUAUUAAUCCCAAGGGGAAAUUCACAAAGGGCUCCAUCUCUGAGGAUACACACACGAGGCAAGCACACUGGCAAAAGGAAACCUCUGAAGAAAGACAGUCACUUAGCUGCUAAUGCACAAACAAUGUGAGCACUUCGGCAACACAAAUCCUCCUAGCAGAGAGAUGUCCAGAGUGUUUCUGACGAUUUUAAUACUUUCUAGAAUCUACACCGUUAGUGUAUAUAGAUAUAAAUAA